This is a messenger RNA of Lathyrus sativus (Indian pea), 135 nucleotides long. The record is from the annotation of a GenBank genome assembly. NCBI's taxonomy places the organism in Eukaryota, Viridiplantae, Streptophyta, Magnoliopsida, Fabales, Fabaceae.
AUGGUUCUGAUGAACGCUGGCGUGGAGAAGCUCGUACCACAGGAUGAAACAGCGUCAUGGUGGAUGAAUGUAUUUUGUAGAAUUAUAGUGGUGGCCUGCAUAUCACCGUCUCGUCAUUUGCAGGGAUUGCCAUAA